Molecule: messenger RNA, 1935 nt
Organism: Adineta steineri
Lineage: Eukaryota; Metazoa; Rotifera; Eurotatoria; Adinetida; Adinetidae
Source: the annotation of a GenBank genome assembly
AUGUCUUGGAAGAUAUUUUUAUUCUUUGUUAUAACAAAUAUUCUAUUCUUAUCAUCGAUAUUCGAUUUAACAUUGGGUGUUCAAUUAUUGAACACAUCAUCGGGUAUCUAUGCAGGUCGAACAGUUACCUAUGGUAAUAUAAUUGUUAAACAAUAUCUUGGAAUUGAAUAUGGUCGAAUUAUUAAACGAUUUGAUCGAGCUAUACCAAUUAUAAGAAAAAAUGAUGAUAUUAUUAAUGCAACUUCACAUGGACCUUUAUGUAAACCAACAGCCGGUUCAUGUGCAGGAAAUACAGGAAUAUAUCCAUUAGGAUCUUCUUGUUCAGUUAGUUAUGGUAUUUUUUCUGUUAAAUCAAUUCCUGCUGAACAAUGUCUUUUUUUAAAUAUUUUUAUUCCGGUGACGACGACAACAACAACAACUAAUAAAAGAAAAAAAGCUAUAUUUAUGUGGAUUCAUGGUGGUUCUGGUCAAAUUGGUACAGGAAAUGUAUUUGAUGGAACUAUAUUUGCUGCUUUAGGCGAUGUUAUUGUUAUUACAUUUAAUUUUCGCUUAAAUCUCUUUGGUUUUUUAUCAUCAGGUGAUGAUCGUCUAGAAGGUAAUCUUGGUCUUUAUGAUCAAGCAUUAGUACUUGAUUGGAUCUAUGAAAAUGGUGAUGCAUUAGGUGGUGAUAUAAAACGUAUUACAGUUGGUGGUCAUUCAGCUGGUGCACCACAUGCAUAUUAUUUAGCAAUAUCACCAUUAAAUAAUGGACGUAUACGUCGAUUAUUAUUACAAAGUGGUAGUCCAUUUAAUAUAUGGUCUCAUUUAAAAGCACAAGAUGCAAUGGAAAAAUUUAAUAUUGUUGCAAAUGAUAAUGGAUGUGGAAUUCUGGAAACAUUUAAUGAACAACUUAAAUGUUUACAAGAUCGUGAUUUUGAUUUAAUUGCUGAACAUGAACAUCAUUCAUAUACAAGUGCUAAUCAUACAAAUGUUGUUACUACAGGAAAUUUUAUGAGUCAAUUUCGAGAAGAAUUUCUAAAAAAUGAUACAUUAGCUGAUGUUGAUAUACUUAUGGGAUCAACAGAUGAUGAAGGUGUUUAUGUUGCAAUAGUACCUAUCCUUAUGGAACAAUAUGAUCAAGAUGCUAUAACACUUCAUAAUAUAAAUUUUACUGAAAUAACAUUAAAAUUUCUUAAAGCAAUGCAACCGGAUAAAACUUGUUUAUAUAAAAAAGCUUUUGAAAUAUAUAAUAUUGAUAAAAUUCCAGUUAAUUGUUCUCAAUCACUUGAAUGUUAUUGUUCAUUAUUUUAUAAUUAUUCUCAACUUAUCACUGAUAUUCUAUUUAAUAAUGAUUAUUAUCGUUUUCUCGAACAACGUUUAAAAUAUUCCAAUCGAACAUAUCUAUAUCAAUAUUCUCAUCGAACAGCACAAGAACAUCCAACACCAUGUAAUGAUUAUUUACAUAAACAUGAUUUAGUUGGUCAUUUUGCUGAACUUGAAUAUACAUGGGGUACGCCAUUAUUAUAUGAAGAACCAAAUUCAACAUUAAAUCUUUCACCUUUAAUACAUUAUGUUCGAUAUGAAUCGAAUACAACAGGAAAUUCAAAUUUAACGCAUACAUAUACAAAUGAACAAAUACAAUUUAGUAAACAAUUAAUCGAACAAUGGUCAAAUUUUAUUAAAUUUGGUCGACCAACAAGUUCAAUCAUUAAUUAUGAUUGGCCACCGAUUACUAAUAUAUCAACAGCAGUAGUUAUGCAUUUACAAGUUAAUCGAAGUGAAAUUAAAAAAUUAAAUAUUCCUUUAACUGUACAAUUUUGGAAGAAUGAAUGUUCAACAGAAAAAAAUGAAAUUCAUUUCAAAAGUAAUCAAGCAUUUAUAUUUCGAAUAUCAUUAAAAAUUUUUAUAUAUUCAUUAUUAUCUCAUAAGGUGCUUAGUUCAAUCCAAUUUAUUUAA